This is a messenger RNA of Gambusia affinis (western mosquitofish), 1327 nucleotides long. RefSeq names its product hepatoma-derived growth factor-like. Gene Ontology annotation, molecular function: double-stranded DNA binding; transcription coregulator activity. The transcript has 6 exons. NCBI's taxonomy places the organism in Eukaryota, Metazoa, Chordata, Actinopteri, Cyprinodontiformes, Poeciliidae. Gene Ontology annotation, cellular component: nucleus. The record is from RefSeq and is a predicted model, not a curated record. Bases 593 to 1246 code for a protein of 217 amino acids. Gene Ontology annotation, biological process: regulation of transcription by RNA polymerase II.
GCCCGGAACGUUAGCUGGAGAUCGGCACCAGCACCUCCCGACCGCACUAGGGACAAGAGUGUAAGAAAAUGGAUGGAUGGAUGGAUGGAUAUAUAUGUAUAUGUUAGUUUCUUCUGUUUAGUUUCGACGUCACCCAUAUAUUUAGUCACAAAUUUAUGUCCGAGAAAUUUGCUUUGAUGUGAGGUUCUGACCAGUAGGGGCGCUGUGUUUUGAUUCCAUGUAAAUACUGGGGGGCGCGUCUGUCGAGGAAAGCGGGUUUCCAUUUCAAACCUAAAUAGUCCGGAGGACGGGCUAACGUUUAUCCUCGGUAGAACAUAUUUCGCGCUAAGCAGUAGAAAUUUAUGUAGCGCAGAAAUUGUUCUCUUAUUUUUUGGCUGCGGGUUGUUUUCGUUGCUCUCAAUCCAAAGAAGAAGAACGAAGAAAAAAUUGCCCCCUGCGUCUUAGCUCCAAUUUUUCCGCGCCUGGUUUGUUUAUUUGGUUGUCAGAUCGACAGUCUGCUUUGAUUUUUGUCGCAGAAGGUGUUCACAAUAAAUUUUAAGCCACACUAGCAUUUCCUUUUAUUCAAACACAUCUCUGAUAUUCAACCAGAACCAUGCCGAGAUCCAACAGGCAAAAGGAAUACAAGCCUGGAGACCUGGUGUUUGCUAAAAUGAAGGGGUAUCCACACUGGCCUGCGAGGAUUGAUGAACUACCCGAAGGAGCUGUGAAGUCGCCCUCAAACAAGUACCAGGUGUUCUUCUUUGGGACACAUGAGACGGCUUUUCUGGGGGCCAAGGAUCUUUUCCCUUAUGAGGAAUGCAAGGAGAAAUUUGGAAAGACCAACAAGAGGAAAGGCUUUGCUGAGGGACUCUGGGAAAUUGAGAACAACCCCACUGUCACUCACGAAGGCUACGAGACGGCAAAGAAUGAGAACUCAUCGGAAGGUACUGGAGACAUAGGGGGCUCAGAGAAAGCCAACACCGAGGGCAACAGUGACGAAGAGGAGGGGACUCUGGUCAUCGACGAGAAGAACGAGAGGGGAGGGACUAAACGAAAAGCAGAGGAGUCCACAGAGGAAUCUCCCAAGCGGCCAAAGAUUACAGAGGAAGAAGGCGAAAAGCCCAAUACAGAGGCCAAGCUUAAUGAUGUGGAAGGAACCAAGGCAACAGCGCCUUCCUCACAGAGCGAGUUGAAACCAGAAGGCAAGGAGAAAGCUCCAGCAGAGGCCCAGCUAACAGCAGAAAAGCCAGUAAGAGACAGCGCUUAACGUCGACUCAGAAGAAAACCAACAACCUUCAAUGCUUCUCUCUGGAAUUCAGGCUUCGAAAUAAACACCUGUAGAAGGCCA